Pistacia vera is the source of this 1999-nucleotide messenger RNA. RefSeq names its product zinc finger CCHC domain-containing protein 7-like. NCBI's taxonomy places the organism in Eukaryota, Viridiplantae, Streptophyta, Magnoliopsida, Sapindales, Anacardiaceae. Gene Ontology annotation, molecular function: zinc ion binding; nucleic acid binding. The coding region runs from base 149 to 1999 and encodes 616 amino acids. The record is from RefSeq and is a predicted model, not a curated record. The transcript is spliced from 10 exons.
GUGGCAUUAACCCUUUUCAACUAUUUCAAAACCCUAAUUUUCUGUUCACCAUGUCUUUCUCUUCCAGUAACCGCAAAACCACUCCUUUUUAGACCCAAAAACACACCCUUUAUGAUCUGCUUUCCCUCACGAAAAUUGCCUAGCUCGCAUGGUCGGCAAGGUCCCUGCCCAGCAACCGCAGCAACAACAGAACACUGGGGCCUCUAUUUCUACGGCUACGAGAUCCGUGGCUGCCGGGGACAUGAACCAGGCCUCAACUUCUAGUGAUUCAGAUGAUGAUAUCGGAGGGGAAUUUCUGAUUCAAUCAAACACUCAAAAGCACCAGAAACUUCAAGAAGAUGAUAACUCGGCUGUUUUUGAAACUGUGGAGGCAGUAGUUGACGGAAGACAAAAGAAUUCUGAAGCUGUUGAGGCCAAGGUAGGUUUAGAUGUAAAUAGGAAAAAGCAUGAUCGUGGUAGGGGAAAUUCUGUUUCAGACGGAGGCCGUGGUUCCAGAAAUGAACAAGUAAGAUCACAAAUAUCUGCUACAACAGUUUCACCUUCAAAUGGUCAGCUUGAGAACUCCUAUCUUAGGGGACUAAAACAAAAAGAGAAAUCGGAUCCUGAUGAAGAGGAAAAAAAGUCGAAGGAGGUCACAGCAGUGAGCAGUGAUGAUGAAGAGGCAAACGAGGACCUCAGCCUUAAGAUUGUGGAGAAACAUCUAUUGAUGCGUGCGGCCAAGUUAGUUCAAAAUGAUGGUGACGAUGACAAUGACGUCAUAUUAUAUGAUGAGAAAAAGGUGGAUCUCUCUUCUUCGUCUGUGCUGGAACCUGGGGUUGUCACUGCAGGUCCAAGUAGAACCAAUGACAAGACUGUCAUUGAAGACGUGAAGAGUGAUAAUAAGAGAACUAGGGUUAGGAAAAAGAAGAAGAAGAUUGAAAUGAUGGAAAUUGGAGACCAAUCUGUCAUUGUGAAGGAAGUUCAUGUCAAGACAGUUGAGAAUGGUGAAGAGGCAGUUAAAGCUUCAGAUAUAUCAGAUAAUAUUGUCCUGCGAAAGCUUCUUCGGGGGCCAAGGUAUUUCGAUCCUCCAGAUAGCGGUUGGCAAACUUGCUAUAAUUGUGGUGAAGAGGGGCAUAUGGCUGUGAACUGUUCAUCUGCUAAGCGUAAGAAACCGUGCUUUAUUUGUGGGAGUUUGGACCAUGGUGUCAAGCAAUGCUCCAAGGCGCAAGAUUGCUUUAUUUGCAAAAAAGUUGGUCACCGUGCAAAAGAUUGUCCAGAGAAGUACAAGAGUGGCUCUCAGAAUGCUAAAGUAUGUUUGAAAUGUGGAGAUUAUGGGCAUGACAUGUUUUCAUGCAGGAACAAUUAUUCACUUGAUGACCUCAAGGAAAUACAAUGUUACAUUUGCAAGAGUUAUGGCCAUCUGUGCUGUGUUAACAUCACUGAUAAUCGUUCAAGAGAAGUUUCUUGUUUCAAAUGCGGUCACUCUGGUCACACUGGAUUGGCAUGCAACAGGUUACGAGGUGAAACCACAGAUACUGCGUCACCUAGUUCAUGCUUCAAGUGUGGUGGAGAAGGACAUUUUGCACGUGAAUGUGUGAGUUCCGCAAAGAUUCGUAGGAAGAAUUUUGAUUCAUCAACUCCAACACUUAGACCUCAUAGAGAAAAUAAAGACUACUCAGGAUACAAAUCUGCCCCUAAUGAUCAUGGUAAGGGUCAUAAAAAGAGAAAGACCCAAAAUGAAGAUAUAGGCAUUACAACGCCACAAAAAUCUAAACACAGAGGCGGUUGGAUAACAGAGGAUCCGGGAGAACGUUCCUCCUAUAGUGAGACCAAAAGGAGUCGUUGGAAGUCUCCUGCCACACCUACUAGUAAGGGUCAUAAAAUUUCUGCUGUCACUGCGGGUGGUCAUAUUUCCAGUUCUCGGUCAUUUAAAAAUAAGUCGGUUCAUCAUCAUAGAUUUGCGGCGUCCAGGUUUGACAACUCUGGCAACAAUGGGUUUAGGAAUUAUGAUUGGUGGUAG